This is a messenger RNA of Cucumis melo (muskmelon), 456 nucleotides long. RefSeq lists its product as uncharacterized. The record is from RefSeq and is a predicted model, not a curated record. NCBI's taxonomy places the organism in Eukaryota, Viridiplantae, Streptophyta, Magnoliopsida, Cucurbitales, Cucurbitaceae. The coding region runs from base 1 to 456 and encodes 151 amino acids. The transcript has a single exon.
AUGAAAAAGAAGUAUCAAGGGAACGUGAAGGCAAAGCGGGUGCAGCUUCAAGGUCUUCGAACCAAAUUCGAGACUCUACGAAUGAAGACAAGCGAGUCGGUGAUUGAUUUCUUUGCAAGAACAAUGACAAUCGCCAACAAAAUGCGGAUCCAUGGAGAAAAAAUGGAGGACGUCACCAUUGUGAAAAAGAUUCUUCGAUCAAUGACACCGAAGUUUAAUUUCGUUGGAUGUUCCAUAGAAGAAUCCAAAGAUAUUGAUAAUCUUUCAAUUGAUGAGUUGCAGAGCUCUUUGCUGGUUCAUGAGCAAAAAGUUACCAAGCAAGAAAAAGAGGAGCAAGUAUUGAAGGCUUCAACUGAAAAUCAGUCAACAUUCAAAGGAGAUAGAGGACGAGGAAGAUGGCGAUUUAAAGGAAGAGGAAGCAACGAUCGUGGCAGACAACAAAAACACCAUCAAUAA